Messenger RNA from Meloidogyne enterolobii, 872 nucleotides. The record is from the annotation of a GenBank genome assembly. Lineage: Eukaryota; Metazoa; Nematoda; Chromadorea; Rhabditida; Meloidogynidae.
UGGAGAACAAUGCAUUCAAUUACAAUUUGUUGCUAGUGGAAUGUCUCAAUCCUCUAUAGAAUGCAAACGUUUAGGAGCUGAAUUGGUCAACGUUGUAGAUGAAGAUGGAGAACCUUCACUACAAUUAUUGGAUGAUUUGUCAUCGAUUUUAGAGGAAGCUUCCAAUACCGGAGUUUCUAUGCAAAGUUGGCUUGUCAGUGCUGGGCAUUUCUCACCAGAAUGGGAUUCUUCUAAUGAAAGAAUUCGUUUUCACAAACUACCAAGAGAAAACAAUCAAAAUAUGGAGAUUCUUGGAUUGCGUAGACGUCGAGGCCAGCGCCUAUUUGAAUUAACUCUUCUUUCAAAUACAAGCAUCAAUCCGUUCAUUUGUGCCUUAAACCCGCUCACAAGGCGAGUUCUUCUCUAUCAACAAUUAUUAUUACCUCGUGGGGCACCUCAAUUUGUAGAACAACCACAACCUAAUGGCUACUUUUUUGACACGUCUUCAGGCUCAAAUCAUUCAUUUUUGUCAUUGCCAUGUUCUGCAAUUGGAAAUCCGACACCUUCAAUUCGUUGGUAUAAAAAUGGUGGAGAAGAGAUUGACUUAAACUCGCCGAAUUCAACAUUUAUUGUCUCAGGAGGUGCUUUACUUGUGCCAGUAUCUAAGAUUCAACCAUCGCCUAUUACUUUCCAUUGUGUUGCUACAAACGAGCUUGGCUCAGUUCGAAGUUUAACCGCUACAAUCCGCCCAGCAUUCAUUGAACCAUUCCAAGAUUAUCGGCUAGAUGCUUAUCCUCUUAUUUUGGGAACAACAAUGAGCGGUGGAGCGCGAUUGGAAUGUAAUGCACCAAGACAUUUUCCAACACUUGAGCACACAUAAUUUCAACGGCACA